This is a messenger RNA of Trichechus manatus latirostris (Florida manatee), 812 nucleotides long. Its product is annotated as vacuolar protein sorting-associated protein 29-like. The coding region runs from base 1 to 753 and encodes 250 amino acids. NCBI's taxonomy places the organism in Eukaryota, Metazoa, Chordata, Mammalia, Sirenia, Trichechidae. Gene Ontology annotation, biological process: intracellular protein transport; retrograde transport, endosome to Golgi. The record is from RefSeq and is a predicted model, not a curated record. The transcript is spliced from 2 exons. Gene Ontology annotation, cellular component: endosome; retromer complex.
AUGAAGGAGAAUUGCGGCUUGUCCUCCGCCCUGCGGUUCAGCCAGUUCGGUCGGGCGUUUUCUGUGGUUUUUCCGCUCAGCUGGAUGCAAAGGGUUUUUGCUGAUAGGCAAAGUGAGCCUGGGUCGCCCUGCUUUCCGCGGCAGUGUUGCUCUCGCCAAGAGUCAGGCUCUGGGGACGUAAAAGAAAAGAGAUCAAGAUUGUUCUGUCUCCAGUUGGUGUUGGUAUUAGGAGAUCUGCACAUCCCACACUGCUGCAACAGUUCGCUGGCUAAAUUACAAAAACUGCUGAUGCCAGAAAAGAUUCAGCACAUUCUCUGCACUGACACGCUUUGCACCAAAAAGAGUUAUGACUAUCUCAAGACUCUAGCUGGUGAUGUUCAUAUUGUGAGAGGAGACUUUAAUGAGAAUUACCCAGAACAGAAAGGUGUGACUGUUGGACAGGUCAAAAUUGGUCUGAUUCAUGGACUUCAAGUGAUUCCAUGGGGAGAUACGGUCAGCUUAGCCCUGUUGCAAAGGCAGUUUGAUGUGGACAUUCUUACCUGGGGACACACACACAAAUUUGAAGCAUUUAAGCAUGAAAAUAAAUUCUACGUUAACCCAUGUUCUGCCACUGGAGCAUAUAACGCCUUGGAAACAAACAUUAUUCCUUCAUUUGUGUUGAUGGAUAUGCAGACUUCUAUAGUUGUCACUUAUGUGUACCAGCUGAUUGGAGAUGAUGUGAAAGUAGAAGGAAUUGAAUACAAAAAAUCUUAAAGGCAGGCCUGUCUUGAUGAUUGUUUUGUUUUUUUCCAUUCCCCUGUUUAAUUAAGUAA